Molecule: messenger RNA, 1713 nt
Organism: Botrytis porri
Lineage: Eukaryota; Fungi; Ascomycota; Leotiomycetes; Helotiales; Sclerotiniaceae
Exons: 5
Coding region: 1-1713 (570 amino acids)
Biological process (GO): transmembrane transport; amino acid transport
Cellular component (GO): membrane
Molecular function (GO): transmembrane transporter activity
Source: RefSeq, a predicted model, not a curated record
AUGGAACAAAUUAUGAUUGAUAAAAGAAAUCCAUCUCUUCGGAAUCUUUCACCAAACUCAUCAACCUACAAAUCAGAAAAAGUAGCUAUAUCCGAUGGAGAAAAUCAUUCUCAAUGCGCAAAAGUCAAUGAAACAGGACAUAUUCAAGAAGUUGAUCGUAAUUUCUCUUUACUUUCUAUAUGCUCAGUUGGUCUUGUUACUGGAAAUACAUGGGCUGCUUUAGGUGGUAGUAUUGCUACAGCUAUUUAUAAUGGAGGUCCACCGGGUGUUUUAUAUGAAUUUAUCGCUGUGUCAAUAUUUUAUUGGCUUGUUGCAGCUUCUUUAGCUGAAUUAGCUUCAUCAAUGCCAAGUAGUGCUGGAGUUUAUCAUUGGGCAUCAAUUACUCCUGGUCCAAAAUAUGGUAAAAUUUGUGGUUGGUUUGCUGGUUGGUGGAAUAUGUUUGCUUGGAUUUGUGGUGCAGCUACAAUGUCAUCUAUUGCUUCAAAUGUGGUAGUUGCAAUAUAUGGACUUUAUCAUCCGGAUUAUGUAGUAGCUAGAUGGCAUAUUUUCAUCGGUUACAUUAUCAUAACUUGGAUUGCUUGUUGCAUAGUAUUAUUCGCCAAUCGUGCUCUUCCAAUGAUUAAUAAUAUUGGACUUGCUUUUAUUUUGGGUGGUGUUUUUAUCACAAUUAUAAUUUGUGCUAUCAUGCCAUCUGGUACUGGUCAUGCUACUCAUUCUUUUAUUUGGGCAGAUUGGGUUAAUGAUACUGGUUAUUCCAGUAAUGGAUUUGUUUUUCUGGCAGGAAUGCUAAAUGGAGCUUAUGCUGUCGGUACACCUGAUUGUGUUUCUCAUUUGGCAGAAGAAAUUCCAAAUCCUGGGAAAAACAUACCUCUUGCAAUUGGUGCUCAAAUGAGUAUUGGUUUUAUUACUGCAUUUUUAUAUACGAUAACUAUUUUCUACGCAACUACCGAUCUCGAUUCUGUAUUGGCUGCACCAUUUUUCCCACUUACUCAAAUAUAUUUUCAAGCCACUGGUACCGUUGCCGGAACAACUGGUCUUCUUUUCGUUCUAUUCUUUCCAAUCUUUUGUACCCUCAUCGGAACAUAUAUAACUGCAGGAAGAUGUCUUUGGACUCUUGCUCGUGAUGAAGCAGUUCCUUUCUCCAAUCGGUUACACUUAAUUCAUCCACAUCACAAAAAUCCUCUCAACGCAACCAUCGCUUGUGGUAUUUGCAGUACUAUAUUAGGAGUUAUCUACGUCGGUUCAUCAACAGCAUUCAAUGCUUUCGUCGGUUCUUUCGUCGUUCUUCUUACUCUUUCUUAUUUAGCAUCAAUUCUUCCAUUUAUUUUCACAGGUCGUUUUAAUCAUUCAUCUCAUGAAUCAGGUCCUUAUAAUAAUAGAAUGAUUCCUGGUUGGUUUCGAAUGAAUAAUAUUGUAGGUUAUACUGUCAAUAUCAUUAGUUGUCUUUAUAUUAUUGUUUUUGUGGUUAUUUAUUGUUUUCCUUACACAAUUCCGUUCAAUGCUGCGAGUAUGAAUUAUUCAUGUCUUAUUGCGGGAGCUUUAUCUAUUGCAGCGGGGAUUUGGUGGUUAGUUAAAGGUGGAAGCUAUACAGGACCUCAAGCGGGGAUUUAUGGUUUACCUGAUGUGGAUUCUGAUGGGAGGAAUAAUUUGAAUGGUAUUUCUGUUGGGAACAAUGAUGAUCUAGAUAACGGACUUGGAAUUGGAUCGAAAUGA